AGAAGAAGAAGAAGAAGAAGAAGAAGAAGAAGAACCCCAGCGUGUGUGAAAUUCAGUUUAACAGCCAGGGUCGCUAAUAAACUAACGAUGUUUUCUGUUAAUAUCUUGCGUAGACUACGACCCUGUAUUGUUUCUCAAUCAUUCAAUAACAUUCACCUUACGGCCGCGCGACAUGGUGCGCCGUUUACCGUGUCUUGUUUCAGAGGAGUAAGCGGGAAGCAGCUACAUUCUGUCAGAAGGUCGUUCCUCAACCUGAACAACAAGAUGCAGUCCCACUGUCCAUCCACCUGUUGUCUCACCACGGCGACCCACUCUGAGGACGGGAACCUCAUUUACACUGGCAGCCUGGGCAAUGCUGUCCGAGGAGUAAAGAUGUUCUCUUACAGCACCAGCGGGGCCAGCCUCUUCCUCAUGCCCCAUGUCCUCCUGAAGACAGGACUAGGAAUCCAGACCUUCGCCAUGCAGGCUGCUUUCUGUGGAGUUAUCUGCUUCUUCACCUUCCUCACCCCUGUCCUCCUCCACGUCAUCACCAAGGGCUAUGUGAUCCGCCUGUACCACAUCCCAGACACAGACACCUACACUGCCAUCACCUACAGUGUCUUCCUGACUGAAAAAAAGAGCGUGUUCCACCAGAGGCAGGUCAGGAUCCCAUCUGUCAGCAAGAUGUUCACCACCUUCUACACCGACAACAUGGGGCUGCUGGUAAACCCGGACCUGUUCCCCAUCCCACAUGACUACAACCACCUAAUGGGCUAUGAUAAGCCCUUCAGCUUCGACGCAAACGACGACAGACCUGAUAAGAGCUGAAAGACUGACUGCAAACAGGUUGAAUGUGGUGUUAGUAUACGAAUUAUAUCCACAACUCCAAACUGCACAGUACAUACACUCUUUGUACCAGAGUGGACAUCCAUGGAGGACUUGGCAACCAAAAUAAUUUCUCAAAUAGAUUUCCAGAUGUUUUUUUUGUCUAUUUUGAUGGAUGUUUCAUGUUAAUAAAUUAUAACUUAAUUAUUAUGACCUGUUA
Siniperca chuatsi (mandarin fish) is the source of this 1024-nucleotide messenger RNA. It is a transcript of the gene tmem70, whose product is annotated as transmembrane protein 70. Gene Ontology annotation, cellular component: mitochondrial membrane. Lineage: Eukaryota; Metazoa; Chordata; Actinopteri; Centrarchiformes; Sinipercidae. Bases 88 to 807 code for a protein of 239 amino acids. The record is from RefSeq and is a predicted model, not a curated record. Gene Ontology annotation, biological process: mitochondrial proton-transporting ATP synthase complex assembly. The transcript has 3 exons.